Perognathus longimembris pacificus (Pacific pocket mouse) is the source of this 4857-nucleotide messenger RNA. It is a transcript of the gene Pja2, whose product is annotated as praja ring finger ubiquitin ligase 2. NCBI's taxonomy places the organism in Eukaryota, Metazoa, Chordata, Mammalia, Rodentia, Heteromyidae. The record is from RefSeq and is a predicted model, not a curated record. The coding region runs from base 250 to 2370 and encodes 706 amino acids. The transcript has 10 exons.
CCGCCGCCGCCGCUGCCGCCGCCGCCGCCGCCGCUGCCGCCGCCGCCGCCGCCGCCAGCCGCUGCGCGUUCGGCGGGGGAGGAGCCGGAGGCGGAGAAGAAGGCGGUGGUGGCGGGUGGAGGGUCGGGCGCCGCUCUCGCUCCGGAGCCGCCGCGCGUCUCGGCAUCUUUUGCAGCUCAUCCCUUGUAUGAGUUAACCCCGAACCCCAGCCAGUGUUCUACUGAAGUAGGCACAGAGAAAUUGCCAUCCAUGUCUCAGUACACUGAGAAAGAGCCAUCAGUGAUGGAUCAAGACUCCAGCAAGGGCGCUUGGCCCAAGCCAGCAGGAGGCUAUCAGACAAUUACAGGCAGGCGAUACGGAAGGAGACACGCAUAUGUCAGUUUUAAACCAUGUAUGACCAGGCAUGAAAGAAACUUAGGUCGGGCAUUUGAUGACUAUGAAGUAUUGGAGCUUGAUGAUGUUCCAAAGGAAAAUUCCUCAGGUCCCAGUUCAUUGGAUCAAGUUCCUUCUGCCUUAUCUGAUGAACCUGUAUUUGAAAAUAGUGAAACAGGAACUCCCACUUGCGGUACAGCAUUGAACCAAAUUGUUGAGAACAAUUCAUCCUUUGCUACAGAACAUCAUAGUCAGGAAGGCAAGGAGACCUUAGGAAGCAGUAUGAAUCUUCAUAAUCACUCUGAGACAGCAAAUAUCCCAGCAGCUUGUAAUGUCUCAAAUGCCCAAAAUGGAGUUGCGUUGGUUUAUACUGACUCUUAUGGUCCAGAUGGCAACCAUGGAGAGGAUACUGACUGUCUUCAACUUUCUGCGGAAGUUGUGGAAAGUAGUGGAUACCAGGAAGCAUUAGGCAGCACAGCAAUGGGGCUGGACAAUGGCGAGGCAGAAGUGUACACUGGUAUUUCACUGCCAGUUCCUGCUUUUAACUGUGAGAUAAGAGAGGAAUUCGAAGAGUUAGAUUGCACUCCUUCAAUGAAUAGUUCUACUGAUGAUGCUGAGUUUAUCCAUCAGAGCAAACAGUCCUCUCCUGAAGAUGAAUUGGUUAGAAAGAAACAAGAUAAUAUUGACCAUCAGGAAAAACAGACAGAAAAUUCUCCUGCAGAUGCAGCCUGUGUUCCAGGGCAUAUCUGUAGUGAACAAAAUGCAGGUGAUAGGGACAGCAACUGCAGAAGUUCUCCUGAGCAGGUAGUAAGGCCAAAAGUUAGGAAAGUGAUCAGUUCAAGCCAGGUGGACCAGGAAAUAGGUCUUAACAGGCAUGAGGCUAAGCAAAGAAGUGUGCAGAGAUGGAGGGAGGCUUUGGAAGUUGAGGAAUGCAGCGGGGAUGAUUCCUUAAUAAAGUGUGAAGAGUUUGAUGCAGAACAUGAAUGCAUGUUUUUGAAUCCGCCUUACUCAAGAGUUACAGCACGGGAACUGGAGCACAGCCGUGUAACACGAGGAAGUGGAGCCGCAGGGGGAAGGCAAGGGGCCCGGGAUACCAGCUUUUGGAAUGGCUGUGGAGAUUAUUACCAACUCUAUGACAAAGAUGAUGACAGUUCGGAAUGCAGCGAUGGGGAAUGGUCUGCCUCUUUGCCUCAUCGGUUUUCUGGAACAGACAAAGAUCAGUCCUCAAGUGAUGAGAGCUGGGAGACACUGCCAGGAAAAGACGAGAAUGAACCUGAGGUACAGAGUGAGAGCAGUGGUCCCGAAGAAGAAAACCAGGAGUUAUCUCUUCAGGAAGGAGAGCAUACAUCCUUGGAGGAGGGAGAAAUCCCGUGGUUACAGUACAACGAAGUCAAUGAAAGCAGCAGCGAUGAAGGGAAUGAGCCUGCCAAUGAAUUUGCGCAGCCAGAAGCUUUCAUGCUGGAUGGCAACAACAACCUUGAGGAUGACUCCAGCGUGAGUGAAGACUUGGAUGUGGACUGGAGCCUCUUUGAUGGCUUUGCGGAUGGACUGGGAGUUGCCGAAGCUAUUUCCUAUGUGGACCCUCAGUUCCUCACCUACAUGGCGCUGGAAGAACGCUUAGCCCAGGCUAUGGAGACUGCACUGGCACACUUAGAGUCUCUUGCUGUGGAUGUGGAAGUGGCCAAUCCCCCAGCCAGUAAGGAGAGCAUUGAUGGGCUUCCGGAGACCCUGGUUCUUGAAGACCACACUGCUAUUGGCCAGGAGCAGUGCUGCCCCAUCUGCUGCAGUGAGUAUAUUAAAGACGACAUCGCGACCGAGCUGCCCUGCCACCAUUUCUUUCACAAGCCGUGUGUCUCAAUUUGGCUACAGAAGUCGGGAACGUGCCCUGUGUGCCGCCGUCAUUUCCCACCGGCUGUGAUUGACCCGUCUGCGGCCGCCUCCUCGGAGCCCGACGCCGACGCCCCGCCUUCCAACGGCACGCCUGCAGGAGCCCCCUAAAUCCACACGCUGCCAUGAGAUCAGUCUAUCAAAGUAAAUCUGCAAAUCCCUCCUAAGUCUGAUGUGCAAAUAAUUAUAUAUAAAUAUAUUUAAAAGGCUCUAGAUAGGAUAGGCCGUAGUUUAGAAAGCGGGCGUUAGCCUUUCUAAACUGAGGCGAGGUUUGCAGAACGUACUCCACCCUUGGAAGCUGAACGUUGAAGCCGUGCAUCCGGUUCCUUAGUUGACCCUGUCGGUGUUAAGUGUAAAGUCAGGCUUUCAGUCAACGCUCUCCAAAAGAAGUCGUCAUCUGUGUGGCACCUGUUCCCGGUUUUGUCUAAAGUACGCCACUAAGAGAUUAUAAGUAAGCUCUCCUAUUCGCAUCAAAUGUGAGCCGUGAUCACAAUAGUAGAAUUUGGUUUCAUUUGGAAAUAAGAUGAAUUCUAAAGCAUGCUUUUGCACUGAUCACUUUGCUUUUGCUAAAUUGAAACCUCUUAGUUUACAAUACUGAGACGUUUUUUAGGAAAUUAUCUAUACUACUGUCUUGGUUCAAAAUACGGACUUCUUAAAGUGCCCAGCAAAGGGCUGAAAUUUGGCCAAAAUAGAACAAAAAUUUAAACCUUAGAUGUAACCCCCUGAAGUGGUUAGGUAUUCAAAUAAAUUUUUCAGUAAACAGUGGAUGUGCUUAAAAUAAGGUCAGUGAGGCAUAAGAAGAAUUUGAUACUCAGUGCUUGGUACAAUGAGAUGAAUUAGAUGGCCUUACAGAAGUCUCUCCAGUGCUUAUCCAACUGUUUCUACUCGGUAGAAGUUAUACUUGAAGGUUCAGAACACUCUUCCUAGCACAUUUGUUUAAUGAGUAUUAGAUAGUUUGUUUCAGGUAAUUUUGGUUCUAAAAUAUUUCAGAAGGUCUGAAAAUUUGCAUAGGGUCACAUUUAUAAAUAUAUAACUCCCAGUGAAAAUGAAAUGGCUCCUCCUGUAGGUGAUCACGUACAGUAGUAAAGUUUGCAUACACACAGGCAUAGUAAUUAACUUAGAGGUGUGAUUUGCUCUGAACACUAGAGAACAAUGGCUUUUAGAAUAUCACAGUUGAGCAAGUGAAAUAGUAAAGCACACGAGGAGCGUACAUCCAUUCAAGUGGCUCACUGAAAUUUAGUUUGGAGAAUAUUUAUGUGACUUCCCAAAUGCAGAAUUACAUUUAUUUGUGUAAUUUCUCUGAAUAUUUAUAUUCUGCCUCUUUUCUCCAGUCUUAAAAUUAAAUGAAUUUUCACUGUUGGUACAUCUGAGGCUCUUACAAGUAUAAGGAACAUAACACUUGCAUUCUAAUUUUUGCAUAUAUUGUAAAUGUGUCUGGUAUUUACAGCAAAAUACUGUAUCCUUUUAUGGGUAAAACAAAAAUGAGCAAUGCAUGCGUGAAAUGUGGUGAAUUUAUAAUUUAGGGGUUCUUUGGGGCUUCUGUGACUUUGGAAAUGCUUACAUUCAGGCCUUAAUGUUGCAUUAGCUAGCAUGUUCUCCUUCUGAUGUAUAUAGUCACUGUUACAUAAACAAAUCUCUGCUUGUUUUCUACUCUGAUCUUUCCAUGCCAUAUUUCAUUGAUGAUCAGUUAGUGUCAAGGAGUCAAAUCAGAUUGCAAUUAAUUCUCAUGUGGAAAUUUGUGGCUAGUGUGAUUUUUGUUGUUUCUUUUUUUUUUCAAUUAGUGUUAAUCGGUUGUAACACUUACUGGUUAAACCUUAAUUGCUACAGAUUUCUCUGUAAUAAGCUAUAUAUUAUAUUUAGGCAGUAUAUCCUCUAGAUAGCAGCUGUCCCAAAGAAAAUAUUUCUUCUUUGUCUAUUAAGAUUUAGCUGUUAUCUGCCAGCUAAGAGGUUUUUUUAAAUUCCAAAUUCAACCAGCAGUGUUGAGCUAAACGUCAGAGCUGUUGUUCUUUUUCCUCCAUCUGUUACUGUCCUUUAUUGUUGGCUCCUUACCUUUAGACAGCUGCUAUGCAGGAGAAAAGUUGAAUGAGAGUUGGGUUAAUUUUUAUUAAAAGAGUACAGAAAUUUUAGGAAUUUAUGGAAAUAAGCCAGUAGAAGCUGAGGCUGAUAAGUUCAGGCCCCAAAAUAUUAUUUGAUCUUAUCUUGGAUCCUUUUGAAAAAGUUAUGAAUAUAUGAAGGUAUAUUAGAAAUAGGUAUGAAUAUUAAUAAAAUAUUGUUUAUCUUAUUUCUCUAUGUUGUGACUUAAUCUAAUAAUUUUAUUUUUUGAACAUUUUCUUAUUUCUUGUAAUAUGAAUGCUGAUAUUUAAGUUAGAUUCCUGUAGUUUUCUUUUGUGUUUCAUAAUUGUUUAUCACAAAGCUAACUCUUAAGAUUAUUUGUGAUCUGGAUUUAUAUAUAAGCUGUUAAAUAUAUAUGAACUGUUAAAAUGGAAUGCAAGUUUUUCAAAAGCCCAGGUCUAAAUGUAAUAAUUGGUUUAUUGUUCUACAUCCCCAGCCCAUCAUUUUCUGUGUAAAUCAUAAACAAUAAACAGGAUAUACUCAGUG